AUGAAUAUGUUGGAUGAUGAAGAUGACCAAAGCUUUCACGCUACGCGUGACGGCUACUCCCAUUUGAGCGACGUCGAAUGGGAUGCGGUUGAACGGAUGGGUUCGACCAUGGGCAUCCAUGCUGUUAGCGUCAUGCUAGAGGCUCUCAAUAGAGAUGCCCAACAUGCCACUAUCGCCAAGUUCAUUCAAAAUGAACUUGACGCUGAACGCGAGAAAGUAGCCUUGCUUCACCAACAAGGUUCUCAACAAGCAGAGAUGUUGAGAGAACAGGGUGCUCAACAGUUUGAACUGUUGAGACAGCAGCAGGCUGCUGCUGGUGAGGGUCGAUGCAUUCGGGUCGACCCGAGACCUUGA
Peronospora matthiolae is the source of this 354-nucleotide messenger RNA. The record is from the annotation of a GenBank genome assembly. NCBI's taxonomy places the organism in Eukaryota, Oomycota, Peronosporomycetes, Peronosporales, Peronosporaceae.